CAGCACAACUUCAUCCCGCCCUCUCUCUCCAACUCUAACUACCCUAAGUCCCUAACCUCGUUCACUACUGAUCGGAGAGGAGGAAUUCCGUUUGCCUUCAUUACCACAUGCGCUUUACUCGUUGCUCGGAUAAACAAUUACUUCACUCACAGUCACAGGGAUAUGAGUUAGCUGUUAUCCAAUUUUCUAAAGAUUUGGUAAUGGAGUCCAUAUUAGCAUUCGAGGAGGAGCAGAGACAACUCCAACACCAACAAAUAUCAUCAACACCAUCAUCCCCCUCGUCGUCUUCAUAUGGUCUCAAAUUGGUGCCUUGGAUGAGCUGGGAAGAAUGGCUCUUCGUCUAUGACUCUCUCUUCUCCGAUUCCCCUCACGCAGUUUCAUCUGCUCUUGCAAAGAUAUCAACAUGGGGAAGCAGAGGUUGUCUUCCUGUUACAAUUGAAGUUACGGCUUCAAUCAUUGAAAUUCAAAUGAGAGAUCCUUAUUUUAGUAAAUUUAGGAAGGACCAAAAUAUCGAUGCUUCAGAUAAAAAUAGAGGAAAUCAAGGUUCUGAUGGAUCACUUUCUGACGAAAUGCUGGCUAUGCUUUAUUGCAUGGCAAUCAUGAGGCUUGUCAACGGUGUUGUUGAGAAAACACGUAAGCAACGUGAGGUUUCAAUUGCUGUGGCCGCUGAUGCAAUUAAUAUGCCACGUACAUUGAUUGAUAUUCGUCAUGAGGGUUCGCAUCGUGAGCUUCCUACACUUCAGAUAGUUCGCAGUGCCUCAAUCAAGGCACUUGAUUGGCUAAAAUUUUACUAUUGGGAACCACAGAAGAAGGCUGUCCCAUUUCAAGGUGACAGUACAACUAAGAUCAGAAAAAGAAUCAAGUCUAAACUUCGUGAAUUGGCCUUCUGUUUGAAUGCUAAGGAGAGUCCUGAACUGUCAUCUUCACCAUUACACGGAAAACUAUUUCACUGUUCUAUAGGUCGUAGAAAACAUGAUUGGAUUUGUGGGCGUAAAAUGUUUCUCUCACAUGCAGCUGGCAAGCUCCACUCAAAUUCUGGAGGUAACAAGAAACAGAUCAAGAAUGUUGUCAAAAAUCUUGUUGGCUUGUAUUCUUCCUGUUCCUCAGAAGUUGUAUCGGUACUGUUGGAUUUUUUGCUCAAGACUUUAAAUUCUUCACAUUCGUCAGAGCUUUCAGAAGACACCCAGGUCGGCUCUGGCACAGAUACUAUUUUGAAUGAUUGGAAGCCUGUUAUAACUAAGUUUUCAAAUAAGGAGCCAGAAUUACUCGUUGCCCUUCUUAAUGCAGUUCUUGGUAUGAUUGAAGUCCAAGAAACCAGUAAAGAUGAAAUAGGAGGGCAACUCAUAUCAUCUGACAAUAGCCCAGUGGUUCAUCAAGUUGAACACCUCUCUUCCCUUUUUGCAUGGCUUGCUAAUAACCUCAAGGAAUUAAAGCCUCGUCAUAAAGCUCUUAAAACUUCUGAAACAGAUGUAAAAUCAACAGGAGAUUCAUCCUUAUCAAACGCAGCACUGAUGCAACUAAUGCGCAAGUGUCUAGUGUUAUCAGCUUCUGGCAACAAGCAGCUCCUGGAUUCAGCCAUCCUUAUUGCACAGCUGAUUGGAGACAUCAAUCUAAUGAAGAAACUUAACAAAAUAUCUUUCCUAGCUUUGUCAAAUUCAGAAGUUAUUGAAAAUGAUCCUUCUUUAUUCAAUUCGAAGGAUCUUAUCCAGCCAGAUGAAUCCCUUUCCCAAGCUGGUGAGAAGCUUGAGGCUAUAAAACGCCGUCGGAUGAAGUUAAAAAAAGCAAAGACUACAGAUGGAGAUGUAGAAAUUUCGAGAAGAUGGGUUGUUGCAACGUCUUGGAAUCCAUGUCCGAUUGGCAUGUUACCCAACUCUUUUGGGUCUUCUGGCUGCCUUCCUGUUUUGGACAAUAAAGAUGAUGAGAGCAAGUUUCCUGAAAUGUCACAAGCAAGAGAAAGUUUGGUAUCAAACCACUAUAAUGAAAUGAUCCAGCCUGACAUUCCACCGUCAGAUGACUUUGUUGACAAGAAGAGAAGGCGCGCGGUUGAAGAUGACUGUGUGUCUGAUGUUGAAGAUGUCUGGUCACAGCAAGGUUUUGAUGAUAAACUUUGGAUUGGGGGACUAUGGAAGAAAUUAGUAGAAGAUGUCUCCAUGUCGGAAGUACACAAAUACUAUAGUAAAGUUGAAGAGCUUGCUGUUAUGAAGUUUCGGUUCAAGGAGAUACAACUUUAAAAUUCUGAGUUGGAUUUAGUCAUUAGGCUUAAGAAUCUAAGACAGUUUUGAUACGUAGCAAUGCCUGUUCAGGGAAUUUGUCCCAUAUUUAAGAAGAAGACAUGAUUGUUGCAUGGAUGGAGAGUUAAAUUAUGAAUUAUUAUUUUAUGUUAGCAAUGCCUUCUAGGUUUUGGACAUGAGCCACCACAUAUAUUGUGUCAAAUGAUUUAUCAGAAUAGGAAUUUAUCUUAAUAUUUGUCA
Cannabis sativa is the source of this 2471-nucleotide messenger RNA. Its product is annotated as pre-rRNA-processing protein las1. Gene Ontology annotation, molecular function: endonuclease activity. Gene Ontology annotation, cellular component: Las1 complex; preribosome, large subunit precursor. The transcript has 10 exons. The record is from RefSeq and is a predicted model, not a curated record. Bases 108 to 2231 code for a protein of 707 amino acids. Lineage: Eukaryota; Viridiplantae; Streptophyta; Magnoliopsida; Rosales; Cannabaceae. Gene Ontology annotation, biological process: maturation of LSU-rRNA; maturation of 5.8S rRNA.